GAACAUUUGUCUGCCCUUUUCUUGUGAGUAUUUCUUGCAGUGUUCCAGGAAAGAAAGGAUGCAAUAAAAGCCUUUGUGAGAGGAACCAGGCGGCAGAGAGGCAGGCGCGUGUCUGCUGAGAUGAGUACCUCCACACUGCCUCGAGCCGAGGCAGCCUCAGGUGUAGACGGUAACCCUUACAGCAACUUUAACGGCAACGCUGUGGCCGGCGGCGGGGACUGGAGCAUCAGUGGCAGUGGUCCAUGGCUACUGGCCAUCAUGCUGUCACUCAUCAUCCUAAUGACGGCGUGCGGCAACAUCCUGCUGAUCGGGCUCGUCUUCGCACACCGCUCGCUGCGCUGCACCUCCAACUGCUUCCUGGUUUCCCUGUUCCUGUCCGACCUGAUGGUGGCGCUGGUGGUGAUGCCGCCGGCCAUGCUGAACAUGCUGUGCGGGGCCUGGGUGCUGUGGGCGGACUUCUGCCCCGUGUGGCUCUGCUUCGACGUCAUGUGCUGCAGCGCAUCCAUCCUCAACCUGUGCGUCAUCAGCCUGGACCGCUACCUGCUCAUCAUCUCACCGCUGCGCUACAAGCAGCGCAUGACGCCGCCCCGCGCCCUCCUGCUGGUGGGCGGCGCCUGGGGGCUGGCCGCCCUCACUUCCUUCCUGCCCAUCCGGAUGGACUGGCACAGCCUGGGCCGUGGGGAGGGCGACACAGGAGUGGCGCCCGGAUUUGGUAUUUUGAACGGCACCUUGCCGGACCCGCGCUACCCACACUCGUACUUCCAGCACCUUCCGUCGUCCGGGGGCGUGGCGGUGCAGUGCCGACUGCGGGUGACGCUGCCGUUCGCCAUGGUGGCCUCGUGCCUCACCUUCUUCCUGCCCUCCACGGCCAUCUGCUUCACCUACUGCCACAUCCUGCUGGCGGCGCGGAGGCAGGCCAGGCGCGUGGCCGCACUCUCACAUCCUCCGUACCCCCAGCACUCACCAGGGGAGCCGUCGCGACCACCUUCCCCCGGACAUCUGUCGGUGAACAGCGAGCGGAGGCUGGCGCAUCGGCAGGGCCGGAGGGCACUGAAGGCCAGUCUGACCCUGGGCGUCCUGCUGGGGCUUUUCUUCAGCACAUUGCUACCUUUCUUCAUCACCAACAUGGCCCAGGCUGUGUGCGAGUGCGUCCCAGCCACCCUCUUCGACGCCAUCACCUGGCUGGGCUACUGCAACAGCACCAUGAACCCCAUCAUCUACCCGCUGUUCAUGCGCGACUUCAAGCGCGCCCUAGGCCGCCUGCUGCCCUGCUGCUCGUCGUCGACUGGCCGCUCGCCCCGCCGGCCCUCGCCGGCAAUCUCGCUCUCGCUGCGCAACUCCGGCGAGCCUCAGCUGCCCUCCGAUCCAGCAUCUCUCAGUUCCGAGCCGCCCCAGCCCGAGCCUACGGCCACCGCCACCGACGCCGUCAACCUGCUGGACGCCGAGCAGCCCCUACUGCUACCCAACCAGGUGGACACGCUGGACUGA
Messenger RNA from Clupea harengus (Atlantic herring), 1488 nucleotides. RefSeq names its product 5-hydroxytryptamine (serotonin) receptor 6 (gene htr6). Lineage: Eukaryota; Metazoa; Chordata; Actinopteri; Clupeiformes; Clupeidae. Gene Ontology annotation, molecular function: G protein-coupled serotonin receptor activity. Gene Ontology annotation, cellular component: plasma membrane. The record is from RefSeq and is a predicted model, not a curated record. Bases 121 to 1488 code for a protein of 455 amino acids. The transcript is spliced from 3 exons. Gene Ontology annotation, biological process: adenylate cyclase-activating adrenergic receptor signaling pathway; positive regulation of MAPK cascade.